CUGAGGUAACGCGGCUGCCGCCGUUCCCGGGACUCCCGCCCCACUCGCCCCUCUCUUUUAUAUUUUUCCUUCUCGCCCUCUCUUCCCCUUGCCUCUUCAUCUCGACCCUUCAGCAAGCAUGGAAGCGCGGCGAGGCGGGAGAUUGCGGGAAAGCCGAGCUCGCUCCCGGCGGUCCCCUCCGCCCUCCCACCUGCUGUGCCCUCGGGGCUCCCUCCACUCUGCGCGGCGUUCCGCCCCCACCCGAAGUCUCCAAGGCUGCAGCUCCCGUGUUUUGUGUGGCUCUUGGGGCCUAACAGGCAAUGUCAUUAAAAAGGGGUAUUAAUCACUUUUCUGCAGAAGUGACAAGAUGAGAUUAAGUAGGAUAACUUGAAAGAGCUACGAGUUGUUAGUUAUUUUUGGAAGAAGAGACAGGAACGCAUAAAUCCAAUAGCGAAACUUCCCAGAUGCUGAAGAAUUCUUGGCGAUAGAACAUUUUGAAAUUGGGGGUUCAUAGGGUUAGCGUUUUUUGUGAUUAGAAUUUUGAAUCGGAUUGUGCCAGCAAUUGGAUGAAAGGAUGUGUCUUCCAGUUGAGAAACGGUGGUUAAAACCUGAAACGUGGCCUUUUACCUCGUUGCCUUUCUGAGAGCAAGAUGGGUCGCCAGCAGCUGUACCGGAGCCACCCGCGAAAAUUCGGCCAGGGCUCUCGCUCUUGUCGAGUAUGUUCAAACCGGCAUGGUUUGAUCCGGAAAUAUGGUCUCAAUAUGUGCCGCCAGUGUUUCCGUCAGUACGCGAAGGAUAUAGGUUUCAUUAAGUUGGACUAAAUGAUCUUCAAAGGAUUAUCCAAGACACGAAAAAGACAUGAAAAACCAUGAUAGUUCUUUGUACAUAAAGUAAACAUAAAAAAAAAAAAAAAAAAAAA
Saimiri boliviensis boliviensis (Bolivian squirrel monkey) is the source of this 898-nucleotide messenger RNA. Lineage: Eukaryota; Metazoa; Chordata; Mammalia; Primates; Cebidae. The record is from RefSeq and is a predicted model, not a curated record.